Malus domestica (apple) is the source of this 1143-nucleotide messenger RNA. The record is from RefSeq and is a predicted model, not a curated record. NCBI's taxonomy places the organism in Eukaryota, Viridiplantae, Streptophyta, Magnoliopsida, Rosales, Rosaceae.
AUGCCCGGUAGAAGUGUGAGGUCAUGGACGUUGAUGAUUUCAGGGUUUGUUCACUGCGGGAAGCCUAAGGAGGCGAUUGGUUUGUUUUCGGAGACGGAAGAGGCUGGCGUGAGGCCAAAUGAGGUGAUGGUAGUGGCUGUUCUUGCGGAGUGUGCUGACUGGGGGGACUUGGGUUUGGGAUCCUGUAAGGUUUUCGAUGGGAUGAAAGAGCGAACGGUUGUGUCAUGGUCAGCUAUGAUCGCAGGGUUUGCCAUGCACGGGCAAGCUGAGGAAGCUCUAAGACUUUUCUCUAAAAUGAUUCAGAAAGGCAUGGAUCCGAAUGAUGUAACCUUUGUCGGACUGUUGCAUGCUUCUAGCCACAUUGGGUUUGUGGAUCAGGGUCGUGAAUUCUUCACCAGCAUGACUAACGAUUAUGGUAUAGUUCCUAGAAUUGAGCAUUACGGUUGCAUGGUUGAUCUUUUAAGUAGGCAGGGCUCCUUCAAGAGGCUUACGAUCGAGUUUAUCACAAACAUGCCUAUCAAGCCCAAUACUGUCGUAUGGGGAGCUCUCCUUGGCGGAUGCAAAGUUCACAAAAACAUUGAACUGGCUGAAGAAGCAACUAAGCACCUUUCGGAAUUGGAUCCACUUAAUGAUGGAUACUAUGUGGUUCUGUCAAACCUUUAUGCAGAAGCACAACGGUGGGAAGACACAACGAGGGUGAGAAAGAUAAUGAGGGAUCGAGGGGUGAAGAAGACGCCCGCGUGGAGUUCAAUUACAGUGGAUGGAGUGGUUCAUGAGUUUGUAGCCGAGGAUGAAACCCGUCCUCAAACUCAAGAGACCGUCCAAAUGUGGGAGAAACUAGUUGAGAAAAUGAAGCUGAAGGGUUAUGUGCCUAACGCCUCAGUUGUUCUGCUAGACAUGGAAGAGGAUCAGAAGGAAAAGUUUCUCUAUCGUCAUAUCGAGAAAUUAGCGCUGGUUUUCAGGUUGAUCAACACAGAACCUGGAACACCAAUUCGAAUUAUGAAGAAUCUUCGUGUUUGUGAGGACUGUCAUGCUGCUUUCAAACUUAUAUCAGCAACUUUUAGAAGAGAGAUAGUUGUGCGUGACCGUAACCGGUUCCAUUGUUUCAAAGAUGGUUUUUGUUCCUGCAGGGAUUACUGGUAA